CGUGUUUUUAUAGUAGUAUUUUCUCACUGAAGGAACUUCUUCCAUUCAUUCAUCAAAUGACAACAAAAUCUCUGCUUGUUGGUCCGCCGGCGCUCAGCCGUGAACCACCGUUAUCCGCCCUAACACUCAACGACCCCGAAACCGUCGAUAUCCCUAUCACCGGUCCAUCUGAUGAAAUAAAAAAUCUCGAUCUUUCAAAGCUUCCCUUAAGGGGUUUGACGGAGAACAAUUCCGCCACUUUCAUAUCAUCUGGAAAUCCUUGUUUGGAUUUCUUCUUUCAUGUUGUGCCGGAUACACCGCCGGAUGAUUUGAUCGGACGGCUGGAAUUAGCUUGGGCUCACAACCCAUUGACGGCUCUUAAACUGAUUUGCAAUCUCAGGGGCGUUAGAGGUACAGGUAAGUCUGAUAAAGAAGGGUUUUAUGCUGCUGCGUUUUGGUUGCAUUAUACUCAUCCUAAAACCCUUGCUUGUAAUGUUCAUGCUUUUGCUGAUUUUGGGUAUUUUAAGGAUUUGCUGGAAAUUUUGUAUAGAAUUCUGGAAGGACCAUUUGUGAGGAAAAAGGAGAAAGAGGAGAGGGAGAAAGCGAGGGGUAGAGGUGGUGGUGGUCGUGGUAGGUUUAAGAGGGUGAGUAGGCCUAGUGAGGAUAAUAAGGAGAAGAAGAUGAAAGUUAAGAAAAGUUUGGAGGAAUUAAAGGAAGAAAUUAAGGCAGAACAAGUGAAAGCUAGGGUUUUGAGGAAGGAGAAAGAUGUAGCUAAGGCGGAGAAGGCGUUUGAAAAGUAUUAUUCGGAUGAGCAUUAUAGGCGUUUACAUGAUAAGAUUUCGGAUUUCUUUGCUGAGCUUUUGAGGGAGGAUCUAGAGAAGUUGAAUUCAGGGAAGAGUAAUGAGAUUAGUUUAGCUGCAAAAUGGUGUCCGACUGUUGAUUCUUCGUAUGAUAAGGCUACUUUGAUGUGUGAGAGCAUUGCGAAAAAGGUGUUUCCAAGAGAAAGUUAUAGUGAAUACGAUGGGGUUGAAGAGGGUCAUUAUACUUAUAGGGUGAGAAAUAGAUUGAGAAAAGAUGUGCUUGUGCCUUUACAUAAGGCAUUGGAAUUGCCGGAGGUGUAUAUGAGUGCUAAUAAGUGGAAUUCCUUGCCGUACAAUAGGGUGGCGUCAGUAGCUAUGAAGAACUAUAAAGGACACUUUUUGAAACAUGACCAAGAAAGGUUUAAAGCAUAUCUUGAGGAUGUGAAGUCGGGGAAGGCAAAAAUUGCAGCUGGAGCUUUGCUGCCUCAUGAGAUUAUUGGGGCAUUGGAGGACGGAGAUGGUGGAGAAGUAGCUGAACUUCAGUGGAAAAGAAUGGUUGAUGAUCUUUGUAAGAAAGGAAAAUUAAGUGAUUGUAUUGCGGUAUGUGAUGUUUCUGGGAGUAUGAGUGGGAUACCGAUGGAGGUCUCUGUGGCACUUGGUGUCUUGGUUUCAGAAUUGAGUGAGGAACCAUGGAAGGGAAAAUUGAUCACAUUCAGUGAGUCACCUGAACUGCAGAAAGUUGAAGGUGAUACUCUAAAAGAGAAGACCGAGUUUGUCAGAAAUAUGAACUGGGGUAUGAACACAAACUUCCAGAAAGUUUUUGAUACUAUUUUGGAAGUGACGGUACAAGGAAAUCUAAGUGAGGAUCAAAUGCUAAAGAGGGUGUUUGUGUUCAGUGAUAUGGAAUUUGAUGAGGCAUCAGAAAAUGCAUGGGAGACAGACUAUCAAGCAAUUCAACAAAAAUUUGCAGAGAAGGGAUACAACAAUGUGCCCAAGAUCGUGUUUUGGAACCUUCGAGACUCCAGGUCGACUCCAGUUUUGGAAAAUCAGAAUGGUGUAGCACUUGUGAGUGGGUUUUCUAAGAAUCUGUUGACCAUGUUCUUAGAGGGUGGUGGAGUUGUUACUCCUGUGGAUGUGAUGGAGCUUGCUAUUUCCGGCGAAGAGUACCAGAAGCUAGUUGUUUUAGACUAAUGUGUGAGUUACUCACUACAUUUUGGUUGUUAUUUUAAAACUAUAUUGUCCAACUUUGUUACACAAGUCUCGCUUAGAUGAACGAAUUGUGUGUUACUUAUCGUCAA
Molecule: messenger RNA, 2077 nt
Organism: Solanum stenotomum
Lineage: Eukaryota; Viridiplantae; Streptophyta; Magnoliopsida; Solanales; Solanaceae
Exons: 1
Coding region: 57-1970 (637 amino acids)
Source: RefSeq, a predicted model, not a curated record